CUCAGAACACUAACACUAACACAGUCCACAGCGCUCAUUCAAUUAGUUUGAAGAUGUCAGCCUUUCUGUACAGUCUAUUGCUUCUGUCUUCUUUAGCCUUAAUCAAAGCUGUUGACCAGGUCAACAAUGGGAGUUGGCUGUUACUACUGCACAAUCAUGCGAAACAGAUCACACUCUUGGAUUUGGAAUCCAACCUGACACAAACAGUCGUUGCUACCAAUCAGACGAUUGUAACUUUCGACUACCAUCUUGCAAAAAACAUGUUAUUUUGGGCAACCAACAACCGGAUAUAUAGGUGCAGUCUGAAUAAGACACAGGACUCGCUGACGACACAGAUCGCCUACGCAGAGUCUGUAGCUGGUCUGUCUGUUGACUGGGUACACGACAGAGUGUACUGGACUGAUUCUGCAACUGGUCAGCUGGAGGUGGCAAAACUGACUGGCGAGUCCAGGCAGGUUCUGUACAGAGAGGGCAAACCAACUUCAGUUAUUGUUGAUCCAUUUACGAGCAAAGUUUUCUGGAUAGACGCUCACCCCCACCUGCCCAAGGUGCGGUACGCCUGGCUAGACGGCACUUAUCCUAGGCGAGGCAGGGUGUGGCAGGCAGCUCCGGUACUAUGGGAGGCAGACCGCCUGGCACCACAUGGGCCUCUGGCACUGGACAUACCACGGCAUCAACUCUACUUCACUCAGGUAGAGAGAUCUCAGACAACGGUGAUGGCAGCAGAUUACCGUGACAAGAAGAUCAAAGUCGUAUUAAACUGCUGGAGCAUGAGCCCAGCCAUGGUCCUGCUGGAGGAUAGGGUCUACUGGAGCAACAGUUCUGGAGUGUACUGGACUCCAGGUGGUAGCAAUGAGGUCAACACUAUCAGCAAACAGCUGAAAGACAUCAAACAAAUGAAGUUGGUGUCAUCUAAUCUUCAGCUCCCAGAUCAAGACAAGUGCGCGGAGAACAGAUGUGACCAGGAAUGCUAUGUUGUGGACGACGUUGCCAGCUGCGGCUGUCGAUUCGGAUACUCCCUGCUAUCAGACUUGACCUCUUGCCAGGAUAAUGGUUAUGCAGUGAUCUACAGUGGGGACUCCAUAUACAGAAUGACUUUAUCGCCAGAAGAUUCAGAGCCAUAUUCCAAAAUACAACUUCUCUAUCGCAAUCCUGCCACUCAAAUAUCCGCAGCUGCUGUCCAUGUUCGACUUGGUCUUAUUGUAUGGAGUGACUACUUAAACGGAAAAAUUUUCAGUGCCUCUGUAGACAAGCCUAUUGUCCCAAAGCUGAUAGCAAAGAGCAUGGCCAAGUCUCUGGCUGUGGAUUGGCUGCAGGAUCACCUCUACUGGACUGUGGACACGAGGAUACAUAUGAGUACGAUGGACGGUAGUAUGCAAGCAGUUGUGGCCGAGGACCCUGACAAACCCCUGAGUAUCGCUGUGGAUCCUGUAAACAGGCGAUUGUUCUGGUCAGUUUGCGGAUGGAGAAUGCUGAUUAUCAAUGCAUCACUGACAGGCUGGAACAGGUCAGAGAUGGUCACAAAGGAUAUUAGUUGUGCCACGAGUCUGUCUCUAGACAACAUCAACCAAAGGCUCCACUGGGUGGACCGCACACGUGGAGGUAGCUCCUCAGUAUACUAUGAUGGACUUACACGUCACAACCUGCACGAACCUCGUAUUCAGAGUCUGACUGUGUUCGAAGACAAAGAACUGUGGAUUGCUGAUCAUGAACAGGCUUUGUUCAUCAAUAAAAGCAGUUGGAUUACUCAAAUACGUCUUGGAUUUCAACCCCUUGGAGUGGUGGUGUUCAGUAGACGUGCACAACUGGGAGGACCGGACUACUGUCAGGAUUCUGCUUGUUCUGGGAUGUGUGUUCCAGGAAUAGAGACUGGCUCCUGGUCCUGUUUGUGUCCCAAGGGAAUGUUUCUAGAUGAGGAUAACAUAACCUGCCUCUCCAUCCAACAACAGGCACUAACAGGCUUUCCACAUAGUGGUGAUGCUAUGCAAGUCAUUGCCUACGACUCAAGCAGUGUGACCUUGGACUACGAUACUAUCCGCAGAGCUGAAAACUACAUCAUCACUCUCGAAGCUGUCUCCAGCUAUCAGUCAAGAGACUUGGAGUCAGAACGAAUGAAAAUCUCCACAAACACCUUCCCUGUCACAAUCAAUGGGCUGCAGCCAGCGACUACCUACUCGGUGGUAGUGGAAUCUCACCCUACCUACAUCGGUGUGUGGCGGAUUGUAGUUAGCACCUGUCCUCCACCGCUACAAGUUACAAGGCUACCUCAAGUCUACAAGCCCCCGAAGGUACCAGUCAGGUGGUUGGAGGACACACAACACGUCUACGAUAUCACGUACACUUGGGAGCCACUUGUCAGACAGUUCUAUCUACUGAUGUUCCUCCAGACGCAUGUGGUAGAGAUGGAUGAAGUACAUCUCAACAUCAGACCUAGAGUUCUGGUUAACAGGAUACAAGAGAGUCUGGCUGACCUGAAUGUAACUGAUAAGUUCUUUGUUAUCCAUCAUUACGAAAAUAAGGAGAUUUUUGACAGAGACACAGAGAUGUACUUGUACAACACUCCAUAUGAUAUUGAAUUCUUCCUAGCAAUGGUACAAGUCUCGCAAUACAGCGAGGCUUUUAGUGUCGACAUCGUCCUCUCAGAGAAAACUUUGAUUUCGUCUAGUUCAUGGAAAUGAGGGUAACAACUAGAGUGUGUUAAAUGAAAACAGAAAAGGAAGAUUUAUAAACUACAGGCAUAGUUAAAAAAAGUCAAGUUGUCAGAAAGAACACUGACUUCUUUAGCGUUUGUUGAGUCAACAAUUCUAGUGUGAUUGACUAUGGAGUAAUGCAAGGCAGCAUCCUUGGACCAAUCUUAUUUUUAAUUUAUAUUAACAAUAAUUCCAAAUCUAAUUGAAACAAAAAAUUUCUGUCUUUGCUGAUAAUAUAUUAGUUUUUCUUCAAGAACAUAAAUGUAAGUACGUGCAUAAAAGGCCUAUUUGUGUAAAACAAUAGAUAGCUACAACUUUGUAUUACACGUUUCCAAGUGAAACUUAUUAAAACACCUUAGGGAUAGUACAUAUUAUCGAUUAUUAAAGGAUUCAAAAUUAAAUAAUCUGAUAUAAUAUAUUCAAAACUGUGCUUGUAAGGGCAUAGUUAAAAGCACAUUAAGGGACAAUCUUUGAUAACCACUGGAAAUGUGGAUAUUGGUUAUUAGAAAAUAUACAUUCACCUAUACAACAUUGUGACUGAUAUAAUAGGUGGAAUCAUUAUUUAGUCUUGUUAUUGCUUGAGAGGAAGCUAUCAAAUCGUUACUGAAGUCCCUUAAAAAUGUUUAAAUAAAUUUAGAAAGUUGGAUUAAACAAAUCAACAAGUUUUCCAAUAAUGCACUUGUUUACAAUUCACUUGUCUUUUCCAUCCGCAUACAUUUCAUAAAACAUAUUUAAUUUAUAUUUAUACAAAUUUUAAGCUACCACCCACAAUGAGUAGGUACCCAAAACGCUAGAUAUGUUCAGAGUACAACGGUUUACAUAAAAAAGUCCAUAUUGACAACCAAUUCCUUAUUGUUAAAAUGUUGUACUGAAAUUUACAAGAAACAUAUGUAUUAUAUAUUAUUUUUGAUCUGCCUUCUUUAUCAUUUUAAACGUUUUGUGUCAUUAUUUUAUUUCGGCUUGGGUUUGACGAGAUCAAGGCUCUUGUAGUUGCAGAAUAUAAGAGAAUCUGAGCAAGGUCUCCUCCCCCCCUCCACCACCACACUCAGUAUUCGUACUGUAACCAUCUUUCUUUGAAUCAAAGUUGCUGUUGUGAGAAAAAUGAAUUGUGCAAUCUGCCUUGCAUUAUUUUAUUGCCAUUAGGUCCAUUUGAAAAUGUAUAUCUAUUAGUCUUUAUUAAUUUAUUUCUCAUCUUCAUUGUAUUUAAAACAAUGUAGUCUGUACUUUAUUUUCCAGUAGACAUGUUCAGUCAUAGAAAUGAAAAAUCUCAGUAUUUCUGUCAGUUUAUCUCAAGCCUACACAAAGGCAGCCUGCCCUUAAGAAGUAAGAUUAUUUCCACACAUUAAUGUUUAAUUCAAAAAUAUUUUUAGGUACUAUAAUAUUGUUGUAAAAUAAUUACUGUGUAUCAAAUCAUAUCCUAAGAUUUGUAUUAAGAUAUUUUGUAUAUGUAUGUGUAAAUAUAUUUAUGUGUGUGUAUGUAUGUGUA
Messenger RNA from Homalodisca vitripennis (glassy-winged sharpshooter), 4176 nucleotides. Its product is annotated as low-density lipoprotein receptor-related protein 4-like. The record is from RefSeq and is a predicted model, not a curated record. Lineage: Eukaryota; Metazoa; Arthropoda; Insecta; Hemiptera; Cicadellidae. Bases 54 to 2678 code for a protein of 874 amino acids. The transcript has 15 exons. Gene Ontology annotation, molecular function: protein binding.